Messenger RNA from Hansenula ciferrii, 1566 nucleotides. It is a transcript of the gene RRN7, whose product is annotated as Rrn7p. The coding region runs from base 1 to 1566 and encodes 521 amino acids. Gene Ontology annotation, molecular function: RNA polymerase I core promoter sequence-specific DNA binding. The transcript has a single exon. Gene Ontology annotation, biological process: RNA polymerase I preinitiation complex assembly; nucleolar large rRNA transcription by RNA polymerase I. Gene Ontology annotation, cellular component: RNA polymerase transcription factor SL1 complex; RNA polymerase I core factor complex. The record is from RefSeq and is a predicted model, not a curated record. Lineage: Eukaryota; Fungi; Ascomycota; Saccharomycetes; Phaffomycetales; Wickerhamomycetaceae.
AUGAGUGGGCCAUGGAUUAGAGGUACACGAUGUGGUGUGGACAACUGUAGGUCUAAAUACUAUAGGUCUGUUGAUGGUAGAAGAAUUUGUCAAUAUGGUCAUGUUAAUGAAGGUCAUAUUGAUUAUAAUGAUGAAGAUGAUGAUAAUUUUGUUGUUACUAGAAGAUUAAACAUCCCACAAAGUCAACCUGGUAUGUCCCAAGGGUCACAAAUCACACCAGGAUUAGAAAGAGAUGAAUCUAAAAGAAGAUUAUUUGGUAGAGCUGCUCGUGAAUUAUAUUUUAAAUGUUUUCAAACUAUAUUAAAGUUACAAAUUAAAUCAUUAAUUAAUGAACAUGGUGUACCUGAAGUUUUCGAAAAAGUUGCUAAAAAUGUCUAUUUACAAUAUUUGAAUGCAUUUUUCAAUACAGAUGAAGCGUUUGAAUCAUUGGGUUAUGAAACAGCAGACUCUCAUGUUACAUCGGAUGAAGAGUCUCAGAAUCCAAAAUUAUUUACUAAGAAAUUACCAAGUCAUAUUGAUACUCUAGCUAUAUGUUACCUUGCUGCUCGCUAUUUACAAUUACCGCUUUAUUUAAAUGAUUUAGUUCAAUGGGCUACGUCAAGAAGAAUACCAUAUAUGAGAGCAAGUCAUGAUUUACCCAAGAAUUUAAGUAGUCGUUUACCAAAUAUCAUGCUGACGCUUCUUGAUCCUGGUAAACCUCCAGUGAAAGGUGAUAUCUGCAACUCGGUGACCACAAUCAUGUCAUCUAUUGAUAUGGAUCUGAAAUUCAAUUAUAAACCAUUAUUGUUUAGAUCAAUUAAAGAAUUGAUCUUAUCACCAGAAAUUUAUUUUGCAGUUUUAAAAUUUAUUGAAUUGAAUGAUAUUAAUUUCAAUUUUGAAAAAUCAUCAAGAUCAGGAUCACAUAAACUAAGGAAUACUGAUUUUAGAAACAAAUCACAAGUGAUUUCAUUUCCAGAAAUCAAAUUAAUUCCAAUCUUAAUAUGUGUAACAAAAUUAUACUUCAGCUCAGCUCAUGAUCGUGAAUAUAGAUUACAAUAUGAUUGGAAAACAUGGUGUGAAACAGUUAACGAUCGGAAAGUGAAUGGUACUUGGUCCGGUGACUCAAAUGAUUUAUUAAGUUCCUUAUUUGUAUCUAAGGAUUCAAUAUCAGAUGUUAUUGAUUGGAAUGAUAAACAAACUAAAGAAUAUUUGGAUUGGUUUACUGAAAGAAUUUUGGAUCAUCCUGAUAAUUCUGAAAUUCCAUUACAUAAAAAGAGAUUAUAUGAUAUUUUCCCUCUCCCAGAAGAAGAGAUUGGAGUCGACAAUGGGAAUGGUGAUGAUCAUGGUGAUGAUAUGGAUAUGGACUUUGAAAACAAUGAGGGUGAAGAGUUGGAUACAUAUGAAGAAGCGUAUCAAAGAAUGAUAACGGCUCCUAUUGAUUUCCCCAUGCCGCUGAAGGAUGAAGAAGCAACUAUCAUUGAGAAUGUUCUUGUUGAAAAUUUGUCAAUGAUGUUUGGUGUUACUGAACACCAAUUAAGAAGCGCUUUGAGAAAAUUCGAAUCCCAGUAUUUCAAGAAAAUGAUGUGA